GGCCAGGAACCACUGGCUUGUCCGCUGGCACAAAGGGUAAACAAAUCAAAUACCCGCUUCGUGACACAAGCUGGUUCGCUGCGCUUUUCUUUUUUCAUCCACAUUUUAGCAGCGUCACAGCCCAGACGAAAACAGUGAUUGGCCUAAAAGAUCUGCAGCCAGAUUUGCCAGGUACACAUACAGCAACUGAUGGCAACCGUUGCCAAGAGACCAUCCCUGCAGGGUCCGGUGCCCCCUCCUCGCAAGAAGACAGCCCCCAAGCCAGAGUUGACGGAGGUACAGAAGCAGGAGAUCAGGGAGGCCUUUGAGCUGUUUGACACUGAUGGCUCUGGAUACAUCGAUGUGAAGGAGCUUAAGGUUGCCAUGAGAGCUCUGGGAUUUGAACCAAAGAAAGAGGAGAUCAAGAAGAUGACUGGUGAAGUUGAUAAGGAUGGCACAGGAAAGAUCUCCUUUGCAGACUUCCUCACUGUCAUGACACAGAAAAUGGCUGAAAAAGACUCUAAGGAGGAGAUCUUAAAAGCUUUCCGGCUGUUUGAUGACGACGAGACGGGCAAGAUAUCAUUCAAGAAUCUGAAGAGGGUAGCCAAAGAGCUUGGGGAGAACCUGACAGAUGAAGAGCUGCAGGAAAUGAUAGAUGAAGCGGACAGGGAUGGAGAUGGGGAAGUGAACCAGCAGGAGUUCCUGCGCAUUAUGAAAAAAACCUGCCUGUACUGAAGCAAGUGGAAGGCAUUAAGGUUGGGUGGACCAGGCUGGAUCAGUGUGAGGGUGUUUUGCUGCUCAUCCAUUUAUCCAGAAAACAAAACCUUAUUAUCGUUGUAUAGUGCCAUACUUUUUUUUUUUAUCAACCAAGACAUUUAAGCUUCACAAACUACAAUCAUUACAGAAACCUUUAAAGACUUGAACAAAAAGUCUAGCAAAAUGCCAAACCAUCCUUCUUUGAGUUACAUGACAACAUACUGCCAAAACUGUAAGAGUACACCCUCUUACCUGUUAGAAUGCUGCAUUCAUUUAUGAAGGAUAUAUAUUGAUAAUAUUACAAGGGUUAUUCAUCAUGCCUGCACCAAUACAGUGACACAUAGUACAUUCCAGCGCUUUGUGUGAUACUUUGUGCAUUAUGUUAGCAGUGUCUGUUCACUUUCGUAUACUGGUGACUCCCAUUACCAUCUCAUGUUUCAGCUCUUUUAUACUGGUUUUCCUGGGAAAAUUUGCAAUGCAGUGAAGGUGUUUGUUAACCACUGACGACUGGAGAGCACUCUGUCUCAUCUCCGUGCUGCCUGUGGAUUUGUGCCUGUGCCUCUUAAAGGGGCAAUUCUCACAAUCAGGGAAGCUGCCUCUUAGCACACCAUCCUCUUGGAUCCCUCACUUACAGGCCAUUACACACUGGGUGCAUUUUUAAAAAGUGACAUAAAAUUUAGAUUUUUUUUCUGUUCCAAACUUUUCUGGGAAAUUCGUCCUCAAAACCAACAUCAAGCGAUGAUGAGUCGGUCCUGGGAGAUUCUGGGUUCAUCCAAGCUGUAUUACGACCGCUUUCAGACAUAUAUCAGGAUGUCAGUGGGGCAGUUUGAGCUCUUGUUGGCAGAGUUGGGAACACAUUCGUGAAGGCAGAGAAAAUAUUUCAGAGAGCCGACUGACCCAGAGCAGUGUCUGAGGUAAAAUACUGUUAUCUAACUAUUUGUAUAUUCAGUAGUGUGAAUGAUUAGAGGUACAGCACACUUCUUACCAAAUGUAACCCCCCCCCCAAAAAAAUCGAGCUUGUUUCAAAGAUAUAAAUGCUGCAGAUUUGUCCCGCCAAAUUAUGCUGUCAGUGUGAAUAACUGCAUUAAGAAUAGGUGACUCCGAUAAAAUAUUUUUAACCCAGGAAAUAUUCGCACAGAUUUUAUGCGUCCAGUGUGUAAAGACCUUAAGGCUGUAUAUAAAAAAACAUGGACGUAGCCUUGUGAAACCUUGUUUAGAAGCCUUCACUUGAACAAUUUGCCCAUUUCAUUUUUUAAAAAUAACUUUUUCGUCCUUAAAGACGACCUUUGAAUGCCUCCACGUAACUUUAAUGACAACUUUGACACCUCUGUAUUUAUCAAUAAAGGUGUGGUUUGACCACCUUUAAGUGGUCAAAUAGUUACCAUGCUGAUGUGAAACAUGUGUCUGAGACCCUUAUUUAAUGAGGAAGCUGUUUACUGAGCUUAUAGGUCAAAUAAGUACUACAACAGUUUGUUUAAAGACAUUUGGAACUACAAGAGCUGCCCCCAGUGGCCUGUGAAGGAAAUGCAGGCUGAAGUCAGUUUGCAUUGGCUUCCCUUUCCAUGUGCAGAAGCUGCUUCCUUGUUUUUUUAUAUACAGUUUUUGGUCCAUUCUCUUAAAGUGAUUGUUAAUAUAUUUUCUGUCAUGCUUUAGUGUGUAUUUUAUCCUCUAUAUUCCUGAAUGUUUUACAUAAUGUCUUGUGAAUUAAAUUAUAUAAACAGCACAACAGUAUUUCAGUUAAAAUUAAACCCAUUG
Molecule: messenger RNA, 2490 nt
Organism: Oreochromis aureus
Lineage: Eukaryota; Metazoa; Chordata; Actinopteri; Cichliformes; Cichlidae
Gene: cetn2
Product: centrin, EF-hand protein, 2
Exons: 6
Coding region: 190-714 (174 amino acids)
Biological process (GO): nucleotide-excision repair; mitotic cell cycle; centriole replication
Cellular component (GO): centrosome; centriole
Molecular function (GO): calcium ion binding
Source: RefSeq, a predicted model, not a curated record